Penicillium nucicola is the source of this 1974-nucleotide messenger RNA. RefSeq lists its product as uncharacterized. The record is from RefSeq and is a predicted model, not a curated record. NCBI's taxonomy places the organism in Eukaryota, Fungi, Ascomycota, Eurotiomycetes, Eurotiales, Aspergillaceae. The transcript is spliced from 3 exons. Bases 1 to 1974 code for a protein of 657 amino acids.
AUGCUUUGGGGUGCGCUAUUACUCCUUCUCUCGAGUAAUGUCGUUGCCGAGCGCCAUGAUGCGGACUUGAUGUCCUUUGUGACGCUCCCUGAGGUCCGAGCCUUAAAAUGGGAGAUCACUUACUAUGACCGUGAGCGCAUGGCCCCGGGCUACAUUUUUGUUGCGCCAUACGGUCAGAUCUCUCCAGAACAUCCCACACAAAAGUACCAACAGUACCAAGUCGGUCCUUAUAUCUACGAUGACACCGGCGUCUUGAUCUGGGCUGGAUCGCCCUUGUACGAGAACCAGAAUACCUUUGAUUUCAAGCCAGUACACAACAUCGAUAAUGACCCGCACCUGUCGUUCAUUGUGGGAUGGGAAUUCGACAAUUCGAAGAAGGGCCAUGGUGCGAUCGUGAACAGCAAAUAUGAGGUGGAGAAGGAGGUCCAAGUCGUCAAUGAGCUUCAUGACUUCAACAUGCACGAAUUCAACAUUUUAGACGGUGGAAAGACUGCCUUGGCCUGUACCUACCGCAACCAGGUGGUCAACAUGGCUGAUUUUGGUCGCCCCACGGAAGAGAGUUGGGUUGUAACUGGUGGAUUUGUCGAGUUGGACGUGGAGACGAGUGAAGUGCUCGUCGAGUGGGACUCGUUCGACAAGAUUGCCCUGCAUGAGUCGAACAUGUUCAAUGCGUGGGAUAACCCUGCCGGAGAGCCCGGUUGGGAUUACGUGCAUAUCAACGCGGUUGACAAGAACGAGGCCGGUGACUAUCUGAUCUCCCUGCGCUUCACUAACACUAUCUAUUUGAUUUCGGGUCAGGAUGGAAACAUCGUCUGGCGUCUGGGUGGAUUGGAAAGUAACUUCGACCAAGACUUUACCUUCUCCAAGCAGCACGAUGUCAAGUUCGUCUCAUCGAACGGUACACACCACGUUAUCUCACUCCUGAACAACGCCUCCGACGAACGGGGUCAGGAUGAGAAUGUUUCAGCCGCUUUGAUUGUCGAGCUGGACACCACCGUCGUUCCCAUGACUGCGAGGGUGGUCCGCCGUGUCAACCGCCCAGACAGCGGCCUCACCCGGCUCCGCGGCAGUGUGCGUAUCCUCCCCAACGAUAACAUCUUUAUUGGAUGGAGUGAGCGUGGCUACUCCAGUGAGCACGCCCCGAAUGGUGAUCUCCUAAUGACCGCCCGCUUCACUUCCGACCGGUACUCGACCUACCGCUCUUUCAAGGGCGAGUUCACCGGCCGUCCAUCUGCUCCGCCCGAUCUAGUGGGAUCCGUCUACGGAACUGACGACGAGGACACAACAACCCUUCUCUACGUUAGCUGGAACGGUGCAACCGACGUCGUCAAAUGGAAUUUCUACGCGCAGGCCUACGACCGCGGCGAGCCCGUGUUCAUCGGUUCUGUCAACAAGACCGACUUCGAGACCAUGUUCAUCGCCGACGGCUACAUGGACUGGGUUUCUGCCCAGGCUAUUGACGUCGAUGGUAAUGUCAUGCACACAUCCAAGACCAUGCGCACCGAAAUUCCCUCCAACUGGAAGAGUGCGGGCUGGGAAGGAAACGCUUCCGGACCUAGCCCCGACGACCCAUCCAUCAUCGCCGCAGCAAACAAGGAUCUGGACUCCGACAAAACUUCCGACAAAACCUCAGACAAAACCUCCGACGGCGAUAGCACCAUUGUCAGCGGUGAUGAGUCCUCCGAUCUAAUCAACGACGGCACCUCGACCGACUCAAGCGGCUCCGGCAGCAAGAGCACGUCCCAAUACGCCGAUGCAAAAGAAGUUGCCAAAGCAGUAUACACGGCCUACGACGUCAUUCGCGGCGUCGGCAGCCUCCUAGUCUUCAUCCUGGUAUCUCUAUCUCUCGGCGGUGUAGGCUACGCCAUCUGGCGUGUCAUUCGCGCUCGCCGCUCGCGCUCAUACCAGCACGUCCCUUCCGAGGAGGGCCUUCCCACUGAAUCGAUUCACCUCACCUCCGCUCCCCGAGACUAA